Messenger RNA from Trichoderma virens Gv29-8, 654 nucleotides. RefSeq lists its product as uncharacterized. The record is from RefSeq and is a predicted model, not a curated record. NCBI's taxonomy places the organism in Eukaryota, Fungi, Ascomycota, Sordariomycetes, Hypocreales, Hypocreaceae. The coding region runs from base 419 to 577 and encodes 52 amino acids. The transcript has a single exon.
AGAUCUAAAGAUACUACCUGGUGUUAAGGGGAAAAAAAACCCCAACAAGAGCAGAUUGAGCAUCUGAGGAAUGAAUAACGAUUGAUCUGCUUCACACAUGAUAAACGAGAACGACCAGAAUGAAGCUACAGAGAGAUAUGAGGUAUGCUCAUCUUCCAAGUGGUAUGCAGGGCUGACUACAUGUAUCGAAUUAGCUCGGAGUGAACGCCAUUCUAGAAACAAGAGCUAUGCUAAGAAGGCUCUUCUUCCCGACGUGAUCCUGGGCGCACUAAUGCGGAGGGCAAGGCCCUCUCUAAUCAGAUGCUGCCACGGAACUUGCAUCAAGACGGAGCCCUGUAACUUCGUGGUGGCCUUAUACUUGCACUGCAUAUGCGUUGACUGAUAUCAUAGUUAAUGCAUCUUGAAACUUCUGCAGAUCAUGCGAACACGGAAAAGUACGAGGAGGGCUGCCAGAUGGAUGCUGGCCGGCGAUUUGGAAAAUUUCUAUCCGUUGUCUCUUGUCUCUUUUGUCUCUGCAUCGUAUCCCGGCAUCUGUGGGCCUGUUGGAACUCCCCUUUCGGCCCGUGAACCUUAUUGAGAUUCUACGUUAUUCCCCAAAUUGAAAAAACAAAGGAACCUGGAAGACAAAAGAGAACAAGACCGAUACGGCAUGAU